AUGUGCGAAAACUGCGACAACCUCUCAUCUGCCUUGGCUUCUUUGUCCGUUAGUACCCACAAUAUGGCCAAAACCAAUGUCAUCGAUCCUGAAGGGGAUGUCAUCCUCAUCUGCGGCAAGACUGAGUUCCAGGUCUCAUCCAAAGUCCUGAGCCUGGCAUCGCCGGUCUUUAAAGCACUCUUUAGCCCAAGUUUUGCGGAAGGACAGCCUACUUCAAGCAAAGCCAGUCGUAUCCAACUCCACGACGAUGAUGCAGAAAGUAUGCUGUUUAUGUGCGCCGUCCUCCACCAUAAGUGCGCUUUCUCCAAGGGCAUCGGUCUGGAGAGACUUGAGAGGCUUGCUGUCGUCACUGAUAAAUACGAUUGUGUGUGUGCCAUGUGCUACUGGGGAAGGUGUGAGAUUUAUAAUACCAAACACACCAAGGAACCCAGCCGCCUGCUCUGGCCAGCUUACGCCUUUGACGAGGCCCAAUUCUUUAACAGCCUUACCAAAUUCAUGAUGCUAAACCUACCCAACGACGGUAAAGCUCAGACCGCGUCAAGAAAGUACGGCAUACCAGAGGAGAUUGAGAGCCAUAUUCCGGAAGGUUUAAUUGAGGCCAUAUUCCUUGCCGAACAAGACGUCAAGAGAGAAAUGCAAAUCCAAAUUGAGCAAAUCAUCAGCCCCAUUGCGGAAAAAUCCACUGCAGGCGAUCUCAUCCUAGGCUCAGACGACAUCAUUUUCUCCCACUGCGAUUGCAUCUCCAUCAGCUCGCUUAUCAACGGCCUCUCCAGGCAAGGCUUAUGGCCUUUGACUUCGGCGGUCCACCGCCUGAGCAUCUCAAUGUUGUGCAAGAAGCUCGAAGCAUGUGAUGUUGGAUUGGCAAGCCGUAUCACUAAACUCAAGAAGUGCUCACGCUGUCCAGAGAACGUGGCUGCUAAGGUCGCCAAAAUCAGAGAAGCUGCCUUGACGAGGUUUGAGGGUCUGUGCCUUGAUUGCAUCAAGAACCCCGGGAAAUCACCGGAGCAAAGACUUCAAUGUCGAGUCCCGCACCAGCAUUUUCGAGGACUACCACGGCAGCUUCCGGUCUCAGAGGGACAAUAG
This is a messenger RNA of Letharia columbiana, 1083 nucleotides long. RefSeq lists its product as uncharacterized. The transcript is spliced from 3 exons. The record is from RefSeq and is a predicted model, not a curated record. NCBI's taxonomy places the organism in Eukaryota, Fungi, Ascomycota, Lecanoromycetes, Lecanorales, Parmeliaceae. Gene Ontology annotation, molecular function: protein binding. The coding region runs from base 1 to 1083 and encodes 360 amino acids.